AUGGCUGUAGAAGAGAUGCAUGCAGGGACGGGUGCGGGUAAUGGGUCUGGCGGGGAGAGGGGCGGGGAGCGGGGUGGGCGGCGGCAGCUGGUGAUGCACAACAAGGCGCCCAUGUGGAACGAGAACAGUCAGGUAAUGCAGUUCGGUCGCAUCGACGGCAAUGCUUACACAUUGGACUUCCAGUACCCCUUCUCGGCGCUUCAAGCGUUUGCUGUAGCGCUGGCCAACGUCACACAGCGGCUCAAAUAA
This is a messenger RNA of Diatraea saccharalis (sugarcane borer), 249 nucleotides long. The record is from the annotation of a GenBank genome assembly. Lineage: Eukaryota; Metazoa; Arthropoda; Insecta; Lepidoptera; Crambidae.